GUGUUUACUGGCAGGUAUUUGCAAUCAAUAUAUGGAAAAUGAAUUUAUCUUUAUUGGCUUUAGAAGAGGUUAAAAGUUUGGAUGAUCAUGUAAUCUUUCUAGGCGAAACUACAGUAUUGUCUUACUCGGCCGCAGAGUUGGGUUACACAAAGGGUUGUGUCUAUUUUACACAAUCGGAUGAAAAGAGCUUGUACAAAUAUGAAGUAGAUGAUAAAAGUUUGUUUCUAUCUUUACCAUGUCCUGAUGUUCCAUCGCCGUGGUUCUCGUCAAAUUGGGUGAUGAUUCCUUCAACUUUAAGGAUCGUUUACUCAAUACAAAAAACACAGUAUAUAAAGUGCAAGAAGGAUGAGGAAGAUAGCAGUAGGAAUGCAAAGGAAAGUAAGAUAGAUGUCAAGAUUGAAGAGGCUGAUCUGAUACAGAAACUAAAUGGAUGUGCAUUGAAGGAGGCAAGGGCUUGGGGUAAUGUUCUUCCUAAUGAUAUCAUAUGUUUAUUAGGGAGCUAUCUUCAUACAUUGGCGUGCAGUCAGUAAAAGUCAUCGGUCUAUAAUUCCUAAAGAGAAUGGAAACAGAUUCUCUUAUAAUAGGAAUAUUUGGACCGGUUUAUCUCCAUGGCUGGUUUUCUGCGAUGAUAAUCUAGCUGCUUACAAGAAGUACCUAAUGAACA
This is a messenger RNA of Papaver somniferum (opium poppy), 664 nucleotides long. RefSeq lists its product as uncharacterized. The record is from RefSeq and is a predicted model, not a curated record. The coding region runs from base 39 to 530 and encodes 163 amino acids. NCBI's taxonomy places the organism in Eukaryota, Viridiplantae, Streptophyta, Magnoliopsida, Ranunculales, Papaveraceae. The transcript has 2 exons.